AUUAGUAGUGACGUGACGUAGAGCAAACGAGUAUUGGAUGUGCUUCGAGUUUCACUGGAUUUUGGGUGCUGUUUGCAAUAAAUUCACCACUAUAGUAAAAAAAUUAACAUAGAUGUUGUAAACUUAGAUUAGGAAGUUUAAAAUAUUUUGUAAUCAAUAUGGCUGGCUGUGGAGACUUCAUCAAGAGUCAGUUUCCAUUGAUCGAUGACGAAUUAAUGAAAUAUGUGGAAGAUAUCUUGUGCAACAGCGCUGAUGAGUUUGAAGACACAGAGGAAAUUUUUGAGGCCGUUGGCGAAGUUUUACAAGGCAUAUCUGAGAAAUCUGAGAAAGACAUUAAAGACAUAUGUGGAAAACUUCUACACAUGUUACAACCUGACAAAGGAUCGAAGAACAAUGGGCCUACGAAAAUUUUGGAUGCACCAAUACAUUUAGCUUCAAUGACCCAGACUAAUUAUAAUGACACAGAUGAUCUCAAAAGUAUAUGGAUGCAAACAAGGGAUGAUAGUUUGAAAGUAGAUGCUAGAAAAUUAGAGAAAGCCGAAGCUAAAUUACAACAGAAGCAACAGAAACAAAAAGAGGUAAAAGCACCAACAGCCACACCACUAUUACAAACUGCGACUGCAUCACAAGUAACAUCGAAAAAAGACAGCAAACUUGAAGCUAAAGGGACAAAUAGAACACAAGACAUAAGGAUAGAAAACUUUGACAUAGCAUACGGAGAUCGGGUAUUAUUACAAGGUGCCGACUUGAUACUUGCAUUUGGCCGAAGAUAUGGCUUAGUCGGAAGAAAUGGUCUCGGUAAAACAACUCUCCUACGAAUGAUAUCCAGUAAACAGUUGAAGAUUCCAUCGCAUAUAACUAUCCUGCAUGUGGAGCAGGAGGUUGUAGGAGAUGACACCAUAGCCCUGCAGAGCGUUCUUGAAUGUGAUACCAUUAGAGAAGGCCUAUUAAAAAAAGAAAGGGAUAUAACUGCUGCUAUAAAUAAUGGCUCCACAGAUCCGCAGCUCUCGUCCGAGUUGAGUUCAAUAUACGUGCAACUACAGAACAUAGAGGCGGACAAGGCGCCCGCCCGGGCUUCGGUCAUAUUGAACGGCUUGGGUUUUACAACGGAGAUGCAGGCAAGACCCACCAAGACCUUCUCCGGUGGAUGGAGAAUGAGACUGGCUUUGGCAAGAGCACUGUUUUCUACCCCUGACCUGUUGUUACUCGACGAACCGACCAACAUGUUGGACAUAAAGGCGAUCAUCUGGUUAGAAAACUAUCUACAGAAGUGGCCCACUACCCUGUUAGUCGUCUCUCACGACAGAAAUUUCUUGGACACCGUACCUACAGAUAUAAUGCAUUUACACACCCAAAGGAUAGAUACGUAUAGGGGUAACUACGAACAGUUCCACAAGACAAAGACUGAGAAGCUGAAGAAUCAGCAGCGCGAGUACGAGGCGCAGCAGCAACACCGGGCGCACACGCAGGAGUUCAUCGACCGGUUCCGUUACAACGCGAACCGCGCCUCCUCCGUGCAGAGCAAGAUCAAAAUGCUCGAUAAACUUCCAGAACUGAAACCAGUCGAGAAGGAAAUAGACGUGGUCCUGCGGUUUCCGGAGACAGAGCCGCUCUCGCCCCCCAUAUUGCAGCUCAACGAAGUCGGCUUCUACUAUUCAAAGGACAAAGUCAUAUUCACAAAUGUUAAUCUGGGAGCGACCCUAGAAUCUAGGAUAUGUAUUGUGGGCGAUAAUGGCGCUGGCAAAACAACAUUGCUGAAGAUCAUAAUGGGUAUACUAUCGCCAACGAACGGGAUCCGCACCGUGCACAGAGGGCUCAAGUUCGGUUACUUCUCGCAGCACCACGUCGAUCAGCUCGAGAUGAACGUCAACUCUGUUGAGUUGCUACGGAACAGUUAUCCAGGUAAACCGAUAGAGGAAUACAGGAGGCAGUUGGGUAGUUUCGGAGUGAGCGGCGACCUCGCGUUACAGACGAUAGGCAGCUUGUCCGGGGGGCAGAAGUCGAGGGUGGCCUUCGCCAGGAUGUGUAUGGGAAACCCUAACUUCCUAGUUCUGGACGAGCCCACCAAUCAUCUGGACAUCGAAACGAUUGAGGCUCUAGGAAAAGGAAUAAACAAAUACACUGGUGGCGUGAUAUUGGUAUCUCACGACGAACGGCUAAUACGGAUGGUCUGCAAGGAGCUUUGGGUCUGCGGGAACGGCUGCGUCACCAGUAUAGAAGGAGGAUUCGACGAAUAUCGCAAGAUAGUCGAAAGGGAAUUAGAAGCACAGAAUAAAUAGAAAAAAUUACACGAACUCGUAUACUAAUUGUUUAGGAUAAUGUAAAAAGUAUCUCUAAAUUAUACCGUUGUAAUAUAUUUAGAGUUUCAUUAUUUAUUUAACGAAAUGAAAAACUAUUAUUUAAUAUCAA
Messenger RNA from Bombyx mandarina (wild silkworm), 2409 nucleotides. Its product is annotated as ATP-binding cassette sub-family F member 3. Gene Ontology annotation, molecular function: ATP binding; ATP hydrolysis activity. Lineage: Eukaryota; Metazoa; Arthropoda; Insecta; Lepidoptera; Bombycidae. The record is from RefSeq and is a predicted model, not a curated record.